AUGGGAUUCUUGAUAAAUGAUAAGGAGUAUGUUUCUACUAUUAAGGAAGUCACCGAGUUAGCGUCAGCUGCACAGCUAAGGAGGCUUUUUGUGAUGUUGUUGCUAUAUGGUUCCAUGGGAAGACCUCUGUCAGUUUGGGAACAAACUUGGGCUUAUUUGUCUGAUGAUAUUCUUUAUCGCAGAAGACAUGAGCUACAAUAUCCCGAUCUAACGAUAAGUCAGGACGAGUUGCAAGCAUUUUGUUUGUUGGAGAUUGAGAAACUAUUGCAGAGUAAUGGAAAAUCAUUGAGAAAUUAUGCUGGCAUGCCGGUUCCUAAUAACUCUUUAGUCUCUCAAUUUAGCAAUUUGAUGCUGUUGCGUGAGUUGCAGUAUGAUACUGUUUCUUUGACUCGUGAGCACGAUGCAAAUGUCUCCAAAGUUUUGUCAGCUAGAUUGCGAUCUGAGAAAAAGAUUGUUAUAAACGUUGCUUCUAGUGGUAUUGCUUCUCUAUUGUUACCUGGUGGUAAAACGGCGCAUUCUAUGUUCAAUAUUCCUGUUGAGCUGACUGAAGAUACUGUUUGUCGGAUUAAGAAGGACAGUCCAAAAGUCGAGGUAGUCUGGUUGGCCGAUUUGAUUAUUUUGGAUGAGGCACUGAUGACUAACAAAUUAGCAUUUGAAGCGCUCGAUAGGACGUUGCGGGAUAUAAUGGUUUCGGUCUCUGAUAGGAAUAAAGAUUUACCUUUUGGUGGGAAGGUGGUCGUUCUUGGUGGUGAUUUCAGGCAGGUCUUGCUAGUUAUUCCAAAAGGUUCUCGUGCUGAGAUUGUGAUGGCGUCCAUAAAUUCUUCUGUCCUCUGGAAAUACUGUAGAGUUUUGUGA
Messenger RNA from Arachis duranensis, 855 nucleotides. RefSeq lists its product as uncharacterized. Gene Ontology annotation, molecular function: DNA helicase activity. Gene Ontology annotation, biological process: DNA repair; telomere maintenance. The record is from RefSeq and is a predicted model, not a curated record. Lineage: Eukaryota; Viridiplantae; Streptophyta; Magnoliopsida; Fabales; Fabaceae. The transcript is spliced from 3 exons. Bases 1 to 855 code for a protein of 284 amino acids.